UGUUGGAAUUGUGGGGCUAUACUAUCUCCUUUCCUUUCGUAAAGGGUGCUCCAGUGUAUCAUAUGCUAAAGGAGAUUCGAAAAGAAGGAAUGUAGCUCCUUUCCUAAGCAUUAAGAAAAUAUGUCACUGAGAUACUCCCGGGUCGUUUCACUGUUAGGAACCUUCCUAAGUAAAAAAAAAAAAAAAAAAAAAAAGACUAUCUGAACGGCCCCUGUGUGCUGAAUAAAAAGUAAUAGCCUCCUUCGAAUAAAAAUCGUGCAGCACUCGAAUACAGCGAGGGUUGAUGAAGCGGCUCCUUUAAGACAGACACUGUCAUUUCCCGUGCGACAGCAUUUCAUUGCGUCAUUAUUAAGAGACGUUCACACAGCAAGCCAAAACGUGACAACCUAUAUGUCAAUUUAACAAUUUGUGUCAAAUCUUUACUGUUCCAGGAAAAGAUUUAUAGACAGACUGGACGAAUCUAAGGAGUCUAUUGAUCGUGGUGGGUGACCUGUUUUUCCGGCUAAUACUAAAGGAUAAAAUGCUGGCCGUCAGGGUCGGACGAACUGUUUUGCAUAACGUUAAUUGCAAAGGACUUUCAGAAACCAAAAAUGUCAUGUUCUCUAUGUACACCAAUGGUUGUACACUUAAUGUGACAUAUCGUAGUAGUAGCAGGCUUAUGUCCACAACUCCUACGGAACAGGUGGUCAUUCGUAUUCCCAAACCUAUGCUGGAUCGUAUUGAAAAAACGAGGCAGGUCAAACGGAGAACGAACAGUAAGGUUCCUGUCAUCAAACCCGGCAGACUCCUAAUUAAGAGCAAGAACCCACAACUGAACCAGUCAGCAGGGUUUACAUUGGGCAAAUUCGAAGAGACACGCUUAUGCUCCAGGGGAUGGAAACAUAGUAGAUCAUUUGGUGACUAUUUUACAAUAAAUAGCACUCAGACUAUGCCACCAUUUAUCACGGAAUGCGAACCAAGCGACUCGGACCCAAGCGGGUCUGCUACAUUUAAUACAUUUCAAAUUCAUCAGGGAUUGGUGGAGAUUUUGCGUCGCGAGAAUAUAAUCCAUCCUACAUCUGUGCAGAGGAAGGUCAUUCCGAAACUGCUGCGUGGUCAUAACGUCCUGUGCGCAGCUGAAACCGGCAGCGGAAAAACGCUCACGUACCUUCUGCCAAUUAUUCAUGACCUGCAGGAGAAAAAGGAAAUCGAUAAUGACGCAAAUACGCAUACUGUUGUUCUGGUGCCGUCACGAGAGCUAGCCGAACAAGUAGCAAUGGUGGCGCGAAUGUUGGGCCAAGAGUUUAACUUGACUGUAAAAGUGCUUGGAGGUGGCAUGGGUGUGGGCAACAUCAAAGCAGCCUUCACCCGUGGCCAACCAGAUGUUUUAGUGACCACCCCUGGUGCUCUUCUGAAAGCCAUGUGGAGGAAUUAUGUGGACUUGAGCAAACUCAGAUAUUUUGUUGUGGAUGAGGCUGACACUAUGUUCGAUCCUAGCUUUUCAGGUAUGCUUGAGAGAAUUUUGCUGAACACUGAUGUAGCCUCCACUGUGUCAGAGACCCGUGGUUUAUCUCCAAAAGCUCAGUUGGUGUUGGUGGGGGCCACAUUUCCUGAGGGGGUCGGGGAGUUGCUCAGCAAAGUGACAGACUUGGGGAGUGUGCUGACCAUCAAAAGCCAGAGGUUGCACCACCUCAUGCCCCACGUGAAGCAGACUUUUGUGAAGGUGAAGGGUGCUGACAAGCUGCUGGAGCUGAAUCAUGCUCUGAAGAAGGUGGAGCAGGAACAGGCUGGCGUGCUGGUCUUCUGUAACUCCGCAUCCACAGUGAACUGGCUAGGAUUUGCUUUGGAGGAGCUGGGUGUCCGCCACGUGCGUCUACAAGGUGCGAUGCCAGCCGCCAUGAGAGAGGGAAUUUUCCAGAACUUUCAGAAAGGCCUGGUUGACGUGCUGGUUUGCACAGACAUUGCCUCCCGAGGUCUCGACACCCAGAGGGUGAAACUGAUUGUGAACUAUGAUUUCCCUGUGAGCCACACAGACUACAUUCAUCGCGCAGGAAGAGUGGGAAGGGCAGGUGGACAGGCCGAAGGGGAGGUGCUGAGUUUCGUCACCCAUAAGUGGGAUGUGGAGAUGGUGCAGAAGAUUGAGACUGCUGCCCGAAGAAGAGCCUGUCUGCCUGGAAUGGAAUCUGAAAUCCACCAGCCUAGCCCCAAACCAGAUGAUGACCAAAACUUGUAAAUUUGUAAUGACUUCUUUGCUUUCUAGGCCUAAGCUUUUCAACAUGGUCUGCUUUUCUCCUCUGUUUCAUUGUAUCUCCAGUAUAUGUUGUCUGUUGACUCUAUAGAUCCUGAGCACUUAAGAGUGAGAUUGAAGAGUGAAAUGAAGAGUUUUGCAGUUACUCAACGAAAAUAUUAAAGUGAUGAAACUUCUUUGCUA
Molecule: messenger RNA, 2410 nt
Organism: Clupea harengus (Atlantic herring)
Lineage: Eukaryota; Metazoa; Chordata; Actinopteri; Clupeiformes; Clupeidae
Gene: ddx28
Product: DEAD-box helicase 28
Cellular component (GO): cytosol
Molecular function (GO): nucleic acid binding; RNA helicase activity; ATP binding
Source: RefSeq, a predicted model, not a curated record